GGCCCGGUCAGUUUUGGGAGGUUCCCUUUGACCGGUGGCCGUCAGUGUGUUGCCAACUAUCGUGUUGUGUGGAGGCCUCCCCCAGUUUAUUGGAUCGAAGCCCUACAGGGAAAUGAAAGUGGUGAUAAUCACCAUCGGUCUAUGCGUGCUUACUGCCAGCACCUUUGGGCUACGAUGUGCCCCAUGUGUAGAAUCUGAAAGUAGAUGUCCAAAUUCUGCCAAACCAGAGGACUGCCCGUAUGGUAUAGUCACCGACAUAUGCAACUGUUGCUUUGUGUGUGGUCAGGGUCCUGGUGACAAAUGCGGAGGCUUCUGGAACGUCGACGGAAAAUGCGGCACCGGCCUCGAGUGCGUCUCUCCCGAGGCGGACAUGUGGGGAUUCGAGGGAUUGUGUAAAGCAGUCGAAGGAGCCUCUGCGAGUGAGGAGUGCUCCACAAUAGACCCAAGCGCCAAUAUAGUAGAGCCAACAGAGGGGACAACCACAACUCUAAAGGAGCCUUUGAUUAUUCGGGCCAUGAAGCAAUAAAGAGUGGAUCGCCUAUGACGAAGCAGCAUGUUUCAGACGGCAAAAUGGAGCAAUAUAGCCUACGGAAGAGACAUUUCCUCGGUUUGAACCAGCGACAACUUUCCAUACAAGAGGCUCUUACUGGACACUUUUCAGAGAAAGUUUUGGGAUUUUGUUGUAUAGACCUCAAAGACGGCUAUUUCAGGCCCAUUCGGGAAGGAACUAAAAUACGUACAUGAGAUGUGUAACUUUGCUCGUAAGGGAAGUAUAGGGUGCAUCAAUGAUUGGAUUAUCUAUGACAGAAUUACGUGAAAAGUUAAUCAGUCGGUGGGACUCAGAGAUACGGCCUUAGCUGCAAUUAUACAUUGAUCAGAACCGUUGGCAAAUAAUCAGAUUUUGAAAUUUCAACCACAACUCGUUAUUAGAUAUCCGACUGUUUUAGAUUAUAUAUAUAUAUAUAUAUAUAUAUAUAUAUAUAUAUAUAUAUACAUAUAUCUUUAUAAAGCGCUGUUUUUUAAAGUAGAAAUAAUAGUGGUUUAAAUGAUAGGAUGUUAAUUCAAAGUUCAAUUAAACAAAACAGUAACUGAUGUUAUCUGAGGUCCUCUGUAUUUUAUGUUAAUAUCUCAACAAACACGCCAAACCGGAUAUAAUUAAAACCUGGACGCAAAAGGACAGAUACUGGAAAGUCUCAUUAUUGUCUGUCGGCAAAUGAUGAAUUACGGACCAUUAAUUUAUGGAAUAUCUGUAGAUAUCGGCGUUUCGUGAUUUGAAUUUCAACCCUGGUUGUUCUUUCGUUCAGAUUAAUCUAUGUCAGGGGUCGCCAACCUUUCACGCUUGAAGAGCCAUUUAUUCAGAGAAUCUUAAAAAUAUUGAACUGUCAGAGCAGUAACGACAAAAAUAUUUAAAUAUUUUAGCUUAGAAACUACUUACAUCUCAUUGAAAAGUCAAUGAAAUGGAUAUCUAAACUAUACUUUUAAAAUUAAAUAAAACUAAGCCGAAUAAUGUUACGUAAUUUCUUAGUUUUGAAUGGAUUAAAAGAAAUUUGUUCAGCGUUUGGAGCCGCACAAGUUCUUGAAAGAGCCGCAGGUUGGCGACCCCUGGUCUAUGUGAUGAAAAACUUUAAUUCGUCAAUUAUAUAAUGGUAAACAGUACCACAAGAAGCCACUUAGGAUUUGCAGGUGGGAUUCAGAUAUGCGUCACACAUUGUCUGCAGAAUUCGAGGUCAUACAGUAUAUUCUGUCCCAAGUGGGUGACUGAAGGUCACAGAGUGUGAUACUGAGAGAAAAUUAAUUCAUAUUUUUUUUUUCAUCAGUAACAAACAGGUUUCUAUUGGCGGCGUCUGUCAACCAGAAAGUGGGUAAGAAUUACUUGGAAAAGCAAUAAGAAAAAAAUAUCCGCUAACUUGGAGUUCUGAGAAUUGACCAAUCUGUAGAUUUUUUAUAUGUGGGGAGGGGAGGAGAGGAUGAGGGGUGGGGGGGGGGGGGGAAACCCAGGGUUGGUGGUGGAGGAGGUUGCCAACACACCUAUUUUUUUUAUAUAUAUUAUGACGUCUCACCAUCGGGCAUAAUGGUUUUCUGUGAUGUUUUAUAUUUGACUUUUUUUAGACCUUCUCCCACAACUCCUUCGGUAGAUUUUCCUUCUGUCCACAAACGUUCAAUACUAUCAGGCUUCCUCUCCGAACUGAGCGCGUGCCAAGUCUCACGAGAGCAAACAAAUCUGAAUACCAUUUCCGUGGCAUGAUAGUCAUUGACAUUAGAUUGUGUAAUCUAGUUAGCCAAAGCUGGUAGCAUUCUAUUUUAUGUCUUAGGUUGCAUUAGGUUAUAUUAACUUUAUCUGUGUGUAUAUAUCAGAUAAAAAAAAUCUUUGUCUUGUACAUGCGGAAUAAAUUAUAUUCUAUGAUAACUCAUCUUGUUUCUGUGAUUGACAACUUUCAUUAGUUUAUCCU
Macrobrachium nipponense is the source of this 2450-nucleotide messenger RNA. RefSeq names its product venom protein 302-like. Gene Ontology annotation, biological process: regulation of signal transduction; regulation of cell growth. The transcript has 3 exons. Gene Ontology annotation, molecular function: insulin-like growth factor binding. Bases 113 to 526 code for a protein of 137 amino acids. Gene Ontology annotation, cellular component: extracellular region. The record is from RefSeq and is a predicted model, not a curated record. Lineage: Eukaryota; Metazoa; Arthropoda; Malacostraca; Decapoda; Palaemonidae.